UGUAAACAUUCGCAUAGCAAAACAAAAGCAGAUUUUUGCCAAUUUUCCGAUUUAAGCUGCUACAUUUAAGUUUAGAUUGUACCGUUCGAAUGUGGUUUAAAGUGUAAAUUCAUAAACUAUUACUCUUUUUGAAAUUUGUUUAGUAACUCUUAAGUAUAAUAUCAAAUCACAGAAUGAAAUCGAGUGGAUACAGUUCAAUGGUAGUGUUUCUCGUAGCGGUUAUUCCCGUCAGUCUAGAGCUGGAAAUCGAUUGCUCAGAUUUACGAAUGGGACAAUAUCUGUGUCCAGAUCCGAAUGUGCGGCACAUUGAUCCUAAAACCCAGCAGCUUAAAGGUUGUACCAAAGAGAACAAGGCACGCGUGUGGUGUCUCGCUGUAGAGGGAAUCGUUUGCAGUGAAACGAAAAAUGCGAGCUUCACGCGGGAGAUGCCUUGCAAGUGGACUAAUGGAUAUCACUUUGACACCGCUCUGCUGCUGUCGGUGUUCCUGGGCAUGUUUGGCGUUGACCGAUUCUACCUCGGCUACCCGGCUAUUGGCUUGCUGAAGUUCUGCACCCUUGGAUUCAUGUUUCUCGGUCAGCUGGUAGAUGUGAUACUGAUAGCAACCCAAGUUGUCGGUCCAGCGGAUGGAUCCGCCUAUGUGAUCCCGUACUACGGCCCGGGCAUCACCGUCGUACGGAGUGAUAAUUGGACCUAUCGGUUACCCCAGGAUAACUGGUGAUUGCUGGCCAAUAUUUUUUUAGGAGAUAGAAUAAACAAUUGAGUCUGAGAUAUAUGAAUAUGAGGCGAAUGAACGAAUGUUUCCCAGCUCCCUUUCCUGUGGUGGAAAAUUAUGUAAUGGAAGCCUAGCAUUUACAUGCCAAAAAAUAAACAUUUGAUCGAUCAACCACAA
Messenger RNA from Topomyia yanbarensis, 890 nucleotides. RefSeq names its product TM2 domain-containing protein CG10795 (gene bisc). The transcript has 2 exons. The coding region runs from base 174 to 719 and encodes 181 amino acids. Lineage: Eukaryota; Metazoa; Arthropoda; Insecta; Diptera; Culicidae. The record is from RefSeq and is a predicted model, not a curated record.